Molecule: messenger RNA, 12630 nt
Organism: Corticium candelabrum
Lineage: Eukaryota; Metazoa; Porifera; Homoscleromorpha; Homosclerophorida; Plakinidae
Product: DNA-dependent protein kinase catalytic subunit-like
Exons: 103
Biological process (GO): double-strand break repair via nonhomologous end joining; telomere maintenance; protein phosphorylation
Cellular component (GO): nucleus
Molecular function (GO): protein binding; DNA-dependent protein kinase activity
Source: RefSeq, a predicted model, not a curated record
AUGGCGGACCGCCUGCACUCUCUUCUCCGCGAGCUCAACGGCCUUUUGCAGUCUACGUCUGCACAGAGAGCGAACGAAGGGAACAACGUUGCAGAAGACAUUUUUCUAAUGUGUAUGUCAAGUUUGUCAGAAUCAGAACUCGCGUACUACUCGUCUCUUUUGUUCAAGGAAGGAGGUCUAUUUACUUUUUUAAGAAACGCUGCUGGAGCGGAUGAGUUUGCAGCUUGCAAGGAGGAACUUCUACGUCUAGUUGAGAAUUAUGUCGGUAAGAUGGGCAAAAAGUUUCUACCUUACGUCGUUUCAGCCAAGGAUGUUUGUGUAUCUUUGUUUACAAGAGAGAAAGCCAGUCGUGUGAAAGCAGCCACUUUUGGUCCAUUUAUUGCUGUUAUUCAGUUGUGUCGUCAUUCUACUCAGAAAGAAGCUCUGAAAAUUGAAAAAGUUGUUGAAAAAUACUUUCUGGCUUGCACUCAACCAACAAAGCACACUGCAACUGUGAGGUGUGGAAUAUAUCAAUUAUUGGGAACAAUUGGUGAAGUGUUUCCGGAAAAGAUGGAGCCUUUUGCUUCCAGACUGCUCACCAUUUAUCUCAGCAACCUCAAGGAAGAGAUGGUUUCUAAGAAGUCAAAGAAGCCAGAAAUGCUUGUCAUAUCUGGGUGCUUGAAAGGUCUUACUGCUUUGCUAGUGAACUUUCCACCAACGGGUGAUUAGAUACAUCAAGUUCUUGCAGAACUUUUUAGUUACACCAGGAAAGCAAUUGAUCCUCAGGUCAGAUUAGCACGAUAUGAUGUGCCCAAAGGAGGUCUUGCCUUGCUAGCACGACAUGCUGGCUUGUUUCCUGAAUAUCUCACAAAAGACCAUCAGGGCGUGUAUGCUGUCAUGUUCAAAUGGUGUAAUCAUGUUAACAAAGACAUGAAAUUUGCUGCUUUUGAUGCAUUGGAAGCAUUCCUACAACAGGUUUCUCAGCAAAUAGUUGAUGGAGGUCAAGCAAAUGAAGCGAGCAUUUCAGUCUUCAAGACUUUUAUUCGGAUAUUUCAAGAUCUCAUUGAGUCUACUACAACAGGAACAAGGGAAAUGUCUAUAGCAGUCAGAGGUUAUGGAUAUUUUGCUGCACCUUGUAAAAUGUUGAUGAAAGAUGAAGAUGUCAAAUUCAUGUUUGAUCAGAUGAUCAGAAGAAGUGAACACCUGUUUACAAGUGAAGGUGAAGUUUUGGAAGAAAAAAUCUAUCAUCUUCCCAACUUCCUGACAUCAUUAGCAAGCAUAAUCAAGGAAAUACACAAUGUUACUGGUGACUUUCUGGGAUCUCUGGAACGACUUGUUGUGUUGCUGUUUGAACAUUUUCCAAGACUAAGUCCUUCUAUUCGUGUUGCUGCAUACCGGGCAGUCAAUAGACUUUUUGCUAUUAUUGCACAACGAGGUGGCCUAUUGAAGACGUUUGUGUCAAGCAUUGUUUACCAAGGCUUACUCAGGACAUUUUCUCAUCCAGUAUCACUUCAAGGUGUCACCACUUUUGCAGAAGGAAGUGCCACAAAGAAUUCAACUUCCUACAAUGAUUAUGUUGAUUUCUGGUUUCAUAUCAUGGUACCUAAACGACAUGAGGAAGCAGCUGUUAGUCAUCUGUCUCCUACAGAGCGUCAAUAUCUUUACACAACCUUAUAUGAUAGUCUGAUUGAGUCUGUGUUGAGAAUUGUUCGCAAGCUUGACCUAUCAGCAACUAAAACAUCAGAUGAGGUGGAUUCUGAGGACAGCAAAGAGUCAGACUCUACUUUUGUUUCUCCACUGGCUGUGUCAGAUCUAACGGCCAACCUCCAAGCAAAUGUAGUAAAGGACUUUUAUGUGUUUCUCAACUUGGUAGAUUUCUGCAGAGCUGUCUUGCCUGUGGUAGAGCCUCAUCGGUUUAGAAGAUGGGUGUAUGUGUUUAGUCGUGAACUCAUCUCAAUGUCGGCGAAACGACCACUUGUAAGUGGUUUCUACAAACUAUUGGCAACCGGUCUGACAAUUUGUGCAAAGAUUAGAUACUUUGAAUCGCAGGUCAGUUAUGAUAGAGUAUUAAUUGAAUUCUGCUCCAAUAGUCUAUGUAUAUUCUGUUACUAUAGUCAGGCAGUUAUUUGCUCUAAUAUUGCACAAGGGGCAUCGGACUUGUCAUUAAUAGAGAGUGAAUCUAUGGAAACAGAUGCUGUUGAAGUUACGGAAAAGAGCUUUUGUUUCACUUUGUUUCGCAAGUUCCUGAAAGAAGUUUUAGAAAGACUCAAGCAAUACAAACAUGAUCUCCAGCUGUCAUGUUUGAAUCUCAUUCUUUCAGCUCCUAAAGAGUUUGUAGAGACUGAUAUUCAUGCAGUAGUCUCUGCAGUGCAGAUUGCAUUAGAGUUGGGUGUGAGCUACAUCGCUCUUGCCGAGUCAGCAAUCAUUGCUCUUGAGUCAUGGACAAGAGAGCUGCCAUUAGCUCUGUUUAAACCACAUCUUCCACAUAUCUUGCCGUGUCUGGAUGCGUAUCUUCAGAGUGCAGCUGAGACAGAUUCAUUCGCUGAAGAAAAUAGGGACGUUGUUACUUUGUGUUCUCGAGGAUCAUCUAGUUCUCGUGGUAAAGGUAAAUUUCCUGUGAAAGUUCUAAAGGCUCUGAAGGAAGGCAUGGCAAGCAAUGAGACACCACUACGCAAGUUGCGUUUGCGUAUUGCUCAAUUUCUUGGUUCUCUCGGUGGAGAGCACAAUGUCAGUCUUGUGGACACGACCGACAAAGAGUCACUCAAAUCAGCAAUUGCAUGGGACCCCGAGAAACGACUAGACUUUGCUAUACCUUUUCAUGACAUGAAGCCAACUAUCUAUCUCGAUCCAUUCUUGCCCAGAGUUACUGAAUUGGCAUUGACUGCUACUGAUCGACAAACAAAGGUGGCAGCAUGCGAGCUUCUGCACAGUAUGAUGGUAUUUCUAAUUGGUAAAGGAGCAAUUCAGCCCGAGACCACCAAGGGCAAGUCUCUGAUGAUUGCUUUAUACAAACGCAUUUUUCCAGUCAUUAUGGGAUUGUCAUGUGAUGUGGAAAAGGUUGCAGUACAGCUCUUUAGACCGCUAACGUUUCAGCUCAUUCACUGGUUUACAGGCAACAAGAUGUACGAAAGCCCAGAAACUGUGAUUCUACUGGAGGUGAUCAUGGACUGUGUUGUUGACUCAAAGAAUACCUCUGUUCGUGAUUUUGGCUCGGAGUGCAUCAGAGAGUUUCUGCACUGGUCAAUCAAACAGACAACACCAAAGCAAUUAGAGAAAAGGCCUUACAAUGUGAAAUCUUUGUUACUCAGACUCCAGAGUCUUUCUCAACAUCCAAAUCCAUUCAAGAGACUAGGCGCUUCCAUUGCCUUUAACAACAUCUACACGAUCUUUAGAGAGGAGGAGAGGCUUGUUGAUUUGUUUGUGCUGGAUUUGCUUGUCGCAUAUGUGUACAGUUUACGAAUGGCUCACAAGGACGACAAGUCACUUGGAACUCAAGAGCAGUGCACGCACGUGAUCAUACACUUGGAAAGAAUGAUCAAAGCUAAAUCUGCACUUCUACUGAAAGGCAACAAGGAUCGACGAAAACCUCGAGGAUUUCGUGAAGCGAAUAUUGGAUAUCUUAUUGAGUGGCUCUUAUCACAGUGUGGUAGACCAGAAACUGAAGCCAGACAUGUUUGCAUGAGACUCUUUUGCUCGUUGGUGCCACAUGCAUCCAAUCGGGAAACUCCAAAGAGCUGGAUGCUGAAGGGACUGCAGCAGUUUUCAGCUUCAUACUUCAACAAGAAAUUUGAGUCAGCUGGAAGUCGUGGUGGCAUUUGGACGUAUCCAGAUUGUCUUACCAUUUGUAGUAGCUUCUCACUGGAUCAGCUCGUCUCAUGGUUGGAGGACUUCUUGGCUGCUUUAGAUUGCUACACUUGGGUGCUUGGUGAAAGACUUCUAAGUCUCACGCAGAUACUUCCUGGUGGACAGACUGAAAAUAAGUCCCGCUUAUUUCAUGCAUUGAGCUGGUUUGUAAACAACCUUGCACUGAGCGAUAUCAGUGGUGCACAGAAGUUGUUUGAACAGUCAAGUGUGCUAAAUCAACAAGUGUUUACACCAAUGGAAGUGGAUUGUUACAACAAGCUCUCGUGUUGUAGAACAAAAUGUACUGUUGUUAUUCGGCUGUUUGACUUUAUCACUGUUUGCUUGGUUUCUCAUGGUUCUGAUGUAAUGAAGUCGUUUCCAGACUCUUUUUGGAGUGAAAAACUGAUUGAAUUAAUUGCCACUUGCGUACUCAAUUCGACAACUUUGGGAUUUGAUGUAACUGAUGUGGAGGUGGCAGAAAAUCUGCCACUGAAAGUGUGUUCAUUUGCUAUGGUGCAACUUUGCUCUUCUCUUUCUCACUUUCUGAAGAAAUCAGAUCGCCUGCACUUGCUAACUAAUUGCUUGUUUGCCCAACUGAAGAGUGACAAACUGCUCGACCUUUUGCCACAUGUUCUUCUGACUGAAGGUGUUAGUUGGGAAGUACAUCAAGCUGUGUCAGGAUGCAGACAACUUCAUAGGAGUCGUGUACCUUUCUCACAAUUAAGUGAUUGUCUUCUUGACACUGUGGCAUUGUCAGUGAAGCCAGAAGCCGGCUCAUGCUCACACACCAUUUUAUCUCCAUCAGCUCUAGGAACCUAUAGAGAGUUGCUGCAGUUGGCGUUAGAGGUUGGAGUAGAGCCAGGAAAGCUGAUAGCAUGUCUUGAUGAAAAAUUUCAGGUGUUGUCUAGGGGAGAAGUCUACACAAUAUGUUUGUUCUCUCCAGUUCACACUGAGCCCAUCUCAGUGGGACUAGUAUUCUACUGGACGUUUCAGAAUGAACUCAACCAGUACAUAGCACAGGAGUCUUCAACAAUACUACCUCUGAUGCUUGAACAAGCAGCCAGCAACUUUCAGUUGGUUUCUGCUGUUAUUGGAGAUGUUCUAGACUGCAAAGACAAGGAAAUGCGCAAGAAGCAUGGCAGAAAUGUUGUGACAUCUCUAGUUGCUAAUUGGUCAAAAUUGAGCUCCUGGUGGAGUGACAGUAGGACAACUGACACCAAGAGACUUGUUGUCAGUCUGUUAAAGAAAGCAAUUUUACUGGACAAGAAAUUUUUGUUGGACUCUACUGUAGUGGGAUUUGCGAAUGUGUUUAAGACAUACUUGCUGCUGCUUCAAGAUUCUACUACAAGUUUAGGUUUCAAGGUGACAGUGUUGGAGCUUCUGUCAUCAUUUGCGAUUGUAUCAGAACCUUAUCUCUCUGACCUACAGAAAAGUCUUCAACAUUUUGUUGCGAACAACUUUCCACUGAAUUCAGCUGAGUUUGAUGUUGGAACAACUACUUAUCGUGAUUAUGUGUCUGCGAUUGAUAAGAUUCUGAUGGCAUUGGUGCUGUCUGGAAGUGUAAUGAUUUUGAAGAUAUUGAUCUCGUUUAUGUGUCGUGAAAGACGGCACAUUUAUGAAGAUCAGAUACAAGAUUGUCUUGUGAAGUUUGCAAAGAGGGUUACUGGUGAGAAAGCAAGGAGGGCUAUUGACGUUUGUUAUGAACACUUUAUUGCUGAAACUAUUCAUCAGGAUGAAGUUCGACGAGCUGUUGUUGAACGAGUUUUGAUUCCUGUGCUGAAGCAUGUUGACAAGAUCACUGUCAUCAACUUCUUUGUAGCUCACAUUGGAGACAUGAUGGAAGCCAUGACACGGCAAUUAGGCAAACAUGCUGCUGCUGAUUUGACUUCCCAGUUGACUAGUCGUUUGUGCACAUGUGAAAUGUUGUCACUUCUGUAUGAACGACUUCCUGCUGCAGAACUCUCAUCUCCUGAAAGUCGUGUCAACAUUGCAUUCUGUCAGAAGUUUGGACGAACUGUAGAACAGGGCAAGGAACUUACACGAGAAAUUACAAGAGUGUGCAAUGCUGUAAAGGCUGAAGACUUUUGUGGUGAAACUGACCACAGAGAACUUAGACGUCAAUACAGAUGUGCUGCUUACAAUACACUUGUUGCACUCAUUUGUUGCACUCAGACAGAGCAGAAGUUUUACACUGGAUUUCUAUUCAAAGAAGAUGUUGUCAAACAUCAAUUGCUUUGGGACAAUCUCAUUGAUGCAGAAAAGAAGUAUAAGUUUGCAGCGGAACUGGAGUCUCCUAUGCUUCACAGAAGGAAGCUGAGCGCAAUCCACCAGCAGGCUAGAGAUGAAGAGGACGAAUCUUCUCAAGAGCAACGACAUAUUCCACAUUAUCUGUCGUCACAGUUUUUAGCAGACAGCAGUUUGCGAGAGGAAGUGAAUCAAUUUGAUUUUUCAAGUAUCUCACAGAUGUCUCUUAGUCAACAGUCACAUUCAUUGUCUGACACAGCCAAUGAAGAAUCAACUAAGUCUCAGUUUCUUAUCACUCAGGAACUCAUUGAGGAGGAUGAGCUAAAUCGACAUGAAUGUAUGCCCGUCAUCUUACAUCUGAUAGAUCACAUGGUCUACAACAAAAUUACUCCAUCUUAUGAUGAGGCUAAGCAAGCUUCAGAGAUGCCACAAUGGAUGAGUUGCCUUCAGAAGAAAAUGACUGAUCGUGGAACAACAACAAAUGUUCGCCUGUUUCUUGCCAGAGUUGUCAUCAAUCGUCCAAAGGUGUUCCAGCCAUAUGCCAAGUUUUGGCUUAUACCGAUGGUGGAGUUCAUUAUUUCAGGAUCACUUGGUACUUCAGGAUUGAAUAGUUUUGUCAUCGACUUGGUUGUUACUCUUCUCUCUUGGUCUCCUGCCAAACUUGAAGAUCGAUAUCUUGCUAGCCGGCUUGUCGAGUUUCUUAUGACUCACUGCCAUCAUGAAACUCGAGCCGUACUAAGGAAUAAUCUUGAAGUGCUCAAGUCUCUAGUAGAAAGCUGGAAGGAAUACGUUACAGUUCCAACAAGGGUAAUCUAUGACAACUUGAGUGGAGCUGACUUCAAUGAAAUGAGAAACCGCACAGGAAUUCAACUGUUGGGAGUUGUUCUUGCAAACGGAUUGUGUCCGUUUGAUGACUCCAUCAAUGUGGACAAAGAAACGUUCUUCAAAGCCUUAGCAGCGAAUUUAAUGUUUAAGUUCAAGGAUGUGUAUGGUGGAGCUUCAGCCGUCAUUGGCAUGACUAUGAGUCAUUUGAGUGAUCAUGAAAAUACAAGUGAUACUGCUCUACACGAUGAAGUUGCGAAAAGGUUGUCAGCUCUUGCAGCAACAAACCAAGCUGCUGAUACUGAUCGUUUUAUCACAUGCUUACAUUUGAUUCAAGAGCACUGUCCAGAAUUUGCUGAUCGGUUUAUCAGUAAAGUGUUGUUUUUGUUGCGGAAUGUUCAUGGAGAUUUCAAGACAAAAUGUCUAGAAAUUGUCUGCUCUAGGGCAACAGAAAUCCCAAACCUUUUUGUAGAGCUAAAAGCAAAAGGACUGUCAAGCAUGCUACAGCACAGAGAUGACAAUGCUCAGCAGGUUUCACUUUCUAUUGUCCAUCGUAUUCUUCCAAACUUGUCUCUGUCUGAACUGAAGUCUGUUGUCCCAGACGUUCUUGCAUCAUCAACACAUACCAGUGUAGCAUGUAGAGAGAAAGUCUACCAGAUUCUCAUCUGGUUGUUUGACUCUUUCCAUGGGCAAGAAGAUUUUGAGAACGACGAUCAAGGAAAGAGUAUGCUUGCAUCAGUGAAAACGCAACUUCUCAAGGGUCUUGUGGAUGAGAAUGAAGCGUUGAGGCUUGAAAUAUAUGCAUUUUGGAACCAAGAGACUAGGCUAUCAUCAGACACUGUCAAUCGUUUGACACAACUGUUAGCUGUUUUGUAUUCUCCCAAGACAGAAGCAUCGUUCUUGAGCUACUCCACAAAUCUCAUACUUGAGCUAACAUCUCGAAGUCCAGAUUACUCACGAAGCAUGUUUGACUAUCCCUUGUCUGAGUGCAAGUUUGAGGACAAGAGCAUUGAUUUGUCAUGGCAGACACGGCACAUGCUAAUGGUACCAUUGUUUGCUGCCACGCAAAGCCAAGGCGACUUGUCGCAAUCUGUAAUGAGUGGAAUUCGAGCCACACAACAGGCAAUGGAUUUUACUCCAACUCAACAAGGAGGGAGUUACAAUUGGCUUCAACCUGCUACUCAAAGCCAAAAUAUUUCAUUUACUGUUGGUUCUAGCACUGAGCAGCAAAGUCAGUCAGCUCUUCUUUUCAGUGCUUUGCCUAGGCGUCGUCCUGGUAGACCUCUGGGAGAAGGUUUUGGUACUACUCGUCUUCAGCAGGCUGACACUGUAGAUGGUGCAACUCAGCCACUUAGCUCUCAGAGCACUGAUGUUUUGAAGUUGAAGAGGCGUUUUGUGAAGGACAAGACAGCUUCAUCAGCAUACUAUUCUAGGCUUGAAGAGAGGAAAAAGAAGGAUAGACUUGAAAGGUUGAAAAGACAAAAGGCGGCUCGUAACUCCCUUGUGGUCAUGUAUCGCAAAUAUCGUGAUGGUGACUUGCCGGACAUACAAAUUAAACAUUCAGAGCUAAUACGGCCAUUGCAGGUAUUGGCUCAAAACGACAGUCACAUGGCUCGGUUGCUUUUUGUUGCUGUAUUUCGGGCAAUUUAUGGUGGAAUUGACACAUCACUCACAGAAGCAGAUGCUGAGGGGACUCGACAGGCACUGCAAAAACAACUGAACACAGUGUUAGAUAUGUCAACUCAGUACUUUCCACCAUUUAUUGGUGCAGUCCAGGAUGUCUGUGUUUACAUCCAGGAGUUGACGCUUCAGCCUGCAAGUGUUGGUGUUUCUUCACUUGCAAGCCUUCAGCAAGGAGUUGGUAUUCAACUGUUGGAAAAUCAAUUGCUGAAAGGUUUGUCAACAACAAUUGAACGUCCAGCAAAACGAGCACGAGCAGAGGUGGCAACAUCUCCUGAGACAACAGGAGCGUGGAUUGAGCUUGCUAAGCUGUACAAGUCGAUCAAUGAUUAUGAUGCUGUGAGAGGCAUUUUCCAGUCAGAAGUUGGAACUAAAGAUCUGACAAAGGAGGCACUAGAGGCUGAGGGCAGAGGCGACUACGUUGCUGCAUACAUGAAACUAAAAGAGGCUUGUCAAGUAGAGGAUUGGCCUGAUGGGGCUCCAAUCCAAGAAGAACAGGAUUUGUGGGAUUUGUCCAUAAUGUCUAGUUACAGCAAAUUGUUGAGGUGGCCAGAUCUUGAGCAGUUUGCCUUGCAAUUAUGCCAUGAGAGUGAGAGUGAGAAUCUAACCAUGGAGGCUGUCUGGAAUGAUGUUUACCAUCAGGAAACGACUCUACCAUAUCUCCUCCGAUGCAAGUUGAAGCAGGCAUGUGCAAGACAUCAUGACCCCGAUCUUCUUAGAUUUGUAAAUAAUGCAUUGCAAGAUCAGCAGUGCAGAGCACUGUUGGAGGGUCGUCAUCACGAGGAGUUGUGUUUACUUUUUAUUUUGCAAGAUGAUUUGGAUCGUGCACGUUACUAUGCAUAUCAGUGCUUGAAUUCCUUCUUACAAGAAUGGGCUGCUAUAAGCAGAUUGGUUACAUCUAGUCGCUCAGUUAGGCUGCAGUCACUGCAAAAGAUCACUGAAAUGAUGGAAUUCUUGGACUUUAUGCAAGAUGAAGGCCACUUUGACUCGGGCAGGGACUUUGAACAUCUUUUGAGCACAUGGCGUGGUCGUUUGCCUCAUCCUGUUAUCGACUCGGUUGAGAUAUGGGACGAUGUCAUUGUUAAUAGGUUAUUAAUGAUGGAUAAAGUGAUUGCAAGGUUUGAACAAACUUCUGGUGCUUCCUUGGACAUGUCAGGAGAUGGAGAGCUUGGUUUAGCUGGGCUUCAGACUUUGGUGUGGAAAGACAGCAUUCAGUUGUAUCUCAGAGGUGCUGAUUGUGCUUCUCUUCAGCUUAAUUACACGGCUGCUAAACGUUACCUUCUACAGACAAAGAAGCUCAUCAGUGAGAAAGAGAGAACUAGCAGUCAUAAGGAAUUUGGUGUCUUGUGGAUACACGGAGUCACUAAAAUGCAUUGCCAACGAACGUUUCUGGACCCAACACCCGAGAACAUUGGCUCUUUAAUGGCUACACUUCCAGAGUUGGAUAAGUUUGGUCAGGAUCAAGUUUUGUUGGAUCGACAUCAUCUGCGGCUGCAGCAUUGUAUGCUAAAGUCCAAGCUGUUUGAGCACGUAGCCUCAUCAUUGGCAGCAGAAGGUGAAUUGCUAUUGGAGAGUUUGGGUGACUCAAAAAUUAACCUGUUAAUUUCAUCUGUUGGUGGCACAAAGGAUAUGUCUAUAGAACAGCUACGCCAGAAGGUAUUUUGUGCAGCAUAUGAUUUAUUGAUUAAAAGUAAAGAGGCAGCAAUGGCAGAACGAGCAGAGUCUCAUUCUCAAAGAAUGCAGGAAGCUCUUCUUGCAUUGGCCAUCUUCUGUGAUAGAGCACUGAGGAGGCAAGAGGAUGAAGAUUCUGUUGAUGAAGAUUCAUCACAAGGAUUAAACAUACAAGAAUAUCCCGGUCUUGUUGUUGACUGUCUUCUUGAUGCUAUGCAUUAUGGGUCAGUGGAAGCUCAGCAGCAAUUUCCACGAAUUCUUCAGCUUGUAGAGAUAUAUUCAGCGACUCAGUCUCAACUUUCUGCCAAAGCAGUACACGUUCCUUCUUGGAUGUUCAUAGCAUGGAUCAAUCAGAUGGUUGCUCUUCUUGAUAAACCUGAAGGUCUAGCAGUUGUGGAGAUCCUAACUCGCAUUGCAAAGGAAUACCCUCAGGCUCUCUGUUAUGCAUUUAAGACUAGUAAGCCUAGUUUCCAGUUUGUUGAGACUGAGAUUGGAGCAAAAUGUCAUGAUGCUGUUAGAAAUCUGGAGGCUUUACUAAAUACACAACUAAUUGAUAGCUUUGUGACUGCCUUGGAGCGUCUGACAGAGCCAGAAUUUAUGUUGAAGUUCUGGCAAGAAAAUGAAGUUAGGCCUUUGAUGCAAGGGUCGGUCAAGUCUCGAAACUCUUCAGCAAUACGUCAGUGCUUUAAGCAAUUCUAUGCACAGUGUCUUGAUGUCGACUCUUGGAGUCUACAAGUGUCACAAGGCACGGAUGAGUCAAUGGAAGCUGGUCAUCUGCAUAUUGAUUUUGCUAAGAACUAUCGUUCAAACAUUGAAAAGAAAUUUGGUAAGGACGGGGCUAGGCUGACUUCUAUGAGCAUGAAGGAUUUUAUGGGAUUUUGCAACGGAGUGGUUGAAGAAGCCAAGAAGGUUCGACGCACUGGAGCAAAUCAGCUAAAGACAUACUCGCCUUGGUUGAGUCAAUUCAAAGGUGACAGGUAUUUGCUUAAGUUGGAGAUACCUGGUCAGUAUCAAGGAAGAGCAAAACCACUGCCAGAUUACCAUGUGAAAAUUGCAGGAUUCGAUCCUACAGUAAGAAUUAUGCCAUCUUUGAGAAAACCCAAAAGAAUAACAAUACUUGGAGAUGAUGGAAAAGAAUAUCGGUAUCUGGUGAAAGGAGGUGAAGAUCUCCGUUUGGACCAAAGAAUAGAGCAGCUGUUUAAAAUCAUGAAUGGAAUUCUUGCUGCUGACUCUGGCUGCUCACAGCGUCAAUUGUCUUUGAGAACAUACGAAGUCAUUCCCAUCUCCAACAGAAUGGGAAUCAUUGAGUGGAUGGACAACACUAUUCCUCUGAAGGAGUUUCUUGAAAGUGCAAUGAAUGUUCAUGAACAGCAGAACAAAAAACUUCCAAAGGAGAAGCACAUGAAAUGGCUUGAAAAAUUUAGUCCAGCUCAACCUCUAGUUCUUCAGUACAGAGCAAUGUACAAGAAAGCGACUAGAGACAAUGUGAAGACAAUGUUUGAUUCAGUGCAGGCUGCUGUACCUUUUGAUCUUUUAAAACGAGGCUUCUUAAACAUGGUUGCAUCACCCGAGGCAUUUUUAGCUGUUCGUUCAUUGUUCGUUCGAAGUCAUGCUUGUCUCAGUAUUUGCAACUAUGUCUUGGGAAUCGGUGAUCGGCACUUGUCCAAUUUCAUGAUAGAUCAGAGCACAGGAGGAAUGAUUGGCAUUGACUUUGGUCAUGCUUUUGGAUCUGCCACUCAUAUCUUGCCUUUGCCUGAACUAAUGCCAUUCCGUCUUACAAGACAAUUUUUGUCACUGUUGCAACCCCUAAAAGAGGAAGGGCAGAUGAGAAACGCAAUGGUUGCUACUAUGCGUGCAUUGAGCAAAGAUCCAUACUUGCUGUUGAAUACUGCUGAUGUGUUUAUUAAGGAACCUCUUCUCGACUGGAAGUCGGCUGCUCGGCGUCAUGAACAGCAUGGCCACGUAAAUAAAAGAGAGUCUAGUGAUGAGUCAUGGUUUCCUCGUCAGAAAGUUGCUCAACUUCGGAAGAAAUUGAGUCGAUACAAUCCAUCUCAUCUGACAAGAGAUGACUUGAAACUGGGACACAGCUCUUCAGAGGAAUACAAGAGUCUUGAGAAGAUCCUUCUAGGCGAUCAAAUGUACAACCUCCGCGCUCGAUGUGGUUCUCAGUGUCGAGACAUAGAAGAACAAGUUGCUUGUCUGGUUGAUCAGGCCACUGAUCCUAACAUCUUAGGUCGAACAUACUUGGGAUGGGAGCCAUGGAUGUAGCAUGUUGGUCACACAGUUUGUGAGUAUAAGUCUGCUUUUGAAACAUUUGGACUGCACGUGUGUGAUUGGUAGUGUAAACACGUGCAAACACUAUUACUAAGUUGUGUUUUGGUUUUGACUGAU